Vidua chalybeata is the source of this 2481-nucleotide messenger RNA. It is a transcript of the gene ZBED1, whose product is annotated as zinc finger BED-type containing 1. Bases 175 to 2262 code for a protein of 695 amino acids. The record is from RefSeq and is a predicted model, not a curated record. The transcript has 2 exons. Gene Ontology annotation, molecular function: protein dimerization activity; DNA binding. Gene Ontology annotation, cellular component: nucleus. NCBI's taxonomy places the organism in Eukaryota, Metazoa, Chordata, Aves, Passeriformes, Viduidae. Gene Ontology annotation, biological process: regulation of transcription by RNA polymerase II.
UGGCGGUGUGGGGGUUCCGUGGUCCGGGGGUCCCCGCUUCUCUUCUUCCUAUCUUUGGCUCUCUGACAGUGUCUCCUGAGACCUCAGCUCAGAGCCGCGCGGGCGUUCCCUCCCUCAACCCAGGUACUCAUUAAUGAGUGAAGGAUCAAAAGGUGGGACGGUGGCCAAGAAGCAAUGGAGAAUAAAAGUUUAGAAGGUUCCCCAUCAGACCUAAAGUUAGUGGCUCAUCCGAGAGCAAAGAGUAAAGUGUGGAAGUACUUUGGGUUUGAUACAAAUGCAGAAGGAUGCAUAUUACAGUGGAAGAAGAUCUACUGCCGUAUUUGCAUGGCACAGAUUGCCUAUUCAGGGAACACGUCCAACCUUUCCUACCACCUUGAGAAAAAUCAUCCUGAUGAAUUCUGUGAGUUUGUGAAAAGUAACACUGAGCAAAUGAGGGAAGCCUUUGCCACAGCAUUUUCAAAAAUCAAGCCGGAGUCAUCGCAGCAGGUUGUUCAAGAUAGCCUCAUCAUGAAGACCUACCAGAACUAUGAAAACAAAAAACAUCAGGAACUGACAUCUGCAGUCAUCAGCUUAAUUUGCGAGGGCAUGUAUCCAGCCUCCAUUGUCGAUGAACCUACCUUCAAGGCCCUCUUGAGAACAGCGGACCCCAGGUAUGAACUUCCAAGCCGGAAGUACUUCUGUACAAAAGCAAUUCCUGAAAAGUACAGUGCUAUUAGAGAAAUUGUGCUGAAAGAGCUCACUGAGGUUCUGUGGUGUGGCAUAUCCACAGACAUGUGGAGGAGCGAAAACCAGAACAGGUCGUAUGUAACUGUGGCAGUUCAUUUUCUCAGCAGCAGUCCUGCCAACUGCCUGGCUGUGAACUCGCGGUGUUUGAAAACAUUCGAAGUACCGGAGGAUAACACUGCAGAGACCAUUACACGAGUCCUUUAUGAAACAUUCAUUGAGUGGGGGAUCAAUACAAAAGUCUUUGGUGCUACAACAGAUUACAGUAAAGACAUUGUAAAAGCUUGCUCUCUCUUAGAUAUUCCCGUACAGAUGCCUUGUUUGGGGCACACUUUUAACGCAGGAAUACAACAAGCUUUUCAGCUCCCCAAACUGUGCAACCUUCUUGCCAGGUGCCGAAAACUGGUGGAGUAUUUUCAGCAGUCUACGGUCGCAAUGUACAUGCUGAGUGAAAAGCAGAAGCAGCAGAAUAUUCUCCACUGCAUGCUGGUAAGUGACCGUGUUUCCUGGUGGGGAAGCACGCUCGCUAUGCUGCAGCGCCUCAAGGAGCAGCAGUUUGUCAUUGCGGCUGUUCUCGUGGAGGACAGCAACAACCACCACCUCAUGCUGGAAUCCAGUGAGUGGAAUACAAUCGAAGGGCUGGUGGAGCUGCUCCAGCCUUUCAAGCAGGUUGCAGAGAUGAUGUCUGCUUCAAAGUACCCGACGAUAAGUAUGGUGAAGCCACUUCUCCACAUGCUUCUGAAUACCACUCUGAACAUCAAAGAGAAUGAUUUGAAAGAAAUCAGCAUGGCAAAGGAGGUGAUUGCUAAAGAGUUGUCAACCACCUACCAGCACACACCUGAGAUAGACAUGUUUCUCAAUGUUGCAACUUUCUUGGAUCCCCGCUACAAAAAACUGCCUUUUCUUUCAGCCUUUGAGAGGCAGCAGGUGGAAAACAGAGUGGUGGAAGAAGCAAAAAGCCUGCUGGAGAAAGUAAAAGAAAAUAGUUUUAGAACUGAGGAGAAAUUCUUCACUGUUUCAGAAGAGCCCCCUAUGAAAAAAAUCAUCAUCUCCUCUACUCCUCCUCCUACCAGUGUCAUCAACAACAUGCUCGCAGAGAUCUUUUGCCAAACAGGAGGCGUGGAAGACCAGGAGGAAUGGCAUGCUCAAAUCGUUGAGGAGUUGAGCAACUUCAAGUCACAAAAGGUCCUCGGUUUGAAUGAAGACCCGUUGAAGUGGUGGUCUGACAGACUAGCACUGUUUCCAGUUUUACCAAAGGUUCUUCAAAAAUACUGGUGUAUUCUGGCCACAAGGGUCUUCCCUGAACGCCUUUUUGGUUCUUCUGCUAAUGUUGUGAGUGCGAAGAGAAACCGGUUAGCCCCGGCUCACGUGGAUGAGCAGAUCUUUUUGUAUGAAAACAGUCGCAAUGGGUCUGAGGCAGAACCGGAGGACGAAGAUGAAGGAGAGUGGGGUUUGGAACAGGAACAGAUUUUUAAUUUAAAUGACUCAGUAAACAUAAACAACAGUUUCUUUAAUAUUCGAGACAGUGGGUUUGUUUAACAGGACUGCUGUGGUACAUUUAAUGACAAAGAAAAGAGGUAUUUGUCUUAAGUUACCAAAAAUUCUUCUGUUUUAUGCUAUGAAUGCUGUAAAUAUUGAACAGUUGUAACAAACUUGAUUUAGCUUCCAUUGUCUGUGUUUUUCCCACUUAAAACAUGAAUGACUUGUGAUCAAACAGCACUGAAAUGAAUGAGGAAAUAAAUUCUACAAAGACCAUGA